Meyerozyma guilliermondii ATCC 6260 is the source of this 3675-nucleotide messenger RNA. It is a transcript of the gene MSN5, whose product is annotated as karyopherin. The record is from RefSeq and is a predicted model, not a curated record. Bases 1 to 3675 code for a protein of 1224 amino acids. The transcript has a single exon. Gene Ontology annotation, biological process: RNA export from nucleus; protein export from nucleus. Gene Ontology annotation, molecular function: nuclear export signal receptor activity; RNA binding. NCBI's taxonomy places the organism in Eukaryota, Fungi, Ascomycota, Pichiomycetes, Serinales, Debaryomycetaceae. Gene Ontology annotation, cellular component: cytoplasm; RNA nuclear export complex; nucleus.
AUGGACACCUCAGGUGUGUCACAAAUAGUGGCCGCGUUGGACGUGGUCUACGACCCCAAGACACCGAAUAGCCAACGACGGGAAGCCCAGGUAUUUUUGGAGCUGGUGAAAACAAACGACGAGGCGCCGUAUUGGGGAUACCAAUUGGCUCUUCCGGAAAAUACCCAUACUUCCGUGGUUCGUCAUUAUGGUCUCUCAUUGCUUCAGUACUGGAUCACCAAACGAUUCCAAGUUCUCGAUACAGACAAAACUCUUGCCAUUCGAGGGUGGGUGGUUGAACUUUCGCAUAAAAUCGCCGACAACGAGGCCCAUUACAUGAAGGAGAAGUUGGCAUAUUUGUGGGUUUCUGUUGCAAAGCGAACCUGGGGGUCAUUUUUGAUCAAGCUGGCCGACGACUCGGUUCCCGAAACAAAGUCGGACCCGGCUGUAAUUGAAGGCUGGGGCUCUAUGGAUGCAGACCUUUGGUCGCUCUGGAAUAGGUCGAUUUCUUGCCGAGAUCUAUCGUUGGUCAUCGUGCGCACACUUUUCGAAGACAUAUAUCUCCUCGACGACCCCGUGGCAUCCAAAAGAACUGCCAUUCUCAACCAGCUCUGUGUGCUCAUCACCACCCCGGACUCCGUGCUCAACCAAAUCUACGAACAUAGCACCCCUUUGUCUCUUUGUAAAGCGUCUGCCGACGGCUGGUUCAUCACUUGGAGCAAACUUUUGGUGCAAACUCUCCUGCUGAACAACUUGGAUAGCAUCGAGUGCCAGACCUACGUUCCCAAGAUCUUGGCGACGUUCAAAACAUGCUUGCAUUGGAUUCAACCAUCGGUUCUCCGAGAAGAAAAUAUCAUGAACACCUUGAUCAACAUCCUCGAGCUUCCCGACGUCAGCCUCAAGACUUUGGCUGUGGACUGCUUACACAUACUUUUCACUCGGCAUUACUCCAACGAUGAAGAUUUCCAGUUCUUUAUCGGCUCUAUUUACUCUCCUGAUGGUGUGGCCAAGCUCACCCAAUUUUACCAGUCGCUUCAAAUUGACCCCGACGAUAUUGACGAGAAGACCUAUGCGCUCCUCAAAAAAACGGUGGAAAUGAUCGUCUCGCUAUCUGAGUACCUAAACGUGUCCAUCCCACUGAAAUGCAAAAUCUCAUGGGACAGAGCAGACCUCGACGACUACCUCAGACUAGUUCUCGCUACAACGAACCAUCCCAGCUUGAUUAUAUCUGGCCUUUCCUUACAGAUGUGGGUCACUAUACUACGUUUCGACGAGCUUUCAGCAAAAGUCCCGAUUUUGAAUAUCUUAUCAGACCUCUUGGAGAUUGCUGCCAACAGAAGCAUCAAUUAUUCUGUGGUGGGCGACGAUAACAUCUCUAAAAAGUUCCUUGAUGUCGACUUUGAUUCCAAUUCGGAAGCUAGCUCGUUUUUGAACAACUACAAGAAAUUCACCGAAGACAUUGUAAGAAUAACGGUGUGCAAAAAACCAGAGGAUGGUCUUCUGUGGCUUGAAAAUCGUCUCCAGCAAUUUUUCUCGUCGGAUUUGGGUUCCAAAUGUAUUCAGGAGUAUCGCUUGGACGAGAAAUCAGACGCUUUCAAUUACGGAAAUACCCAGUUCAAUAUCAUCGAAAACUGCAUUCGAGGAAUUUCUCGUUGGCGGAUUUGGUACCGAGGGAGCGAUUUUGAUGUGGUGAACGAUAGACUCAACAAGUUGGUCGAAAGCCUCGGUGAAAGAUUGUUGGCGAUGAACUUGCAGUGCCCAUUACUUAUCCGAAAACAAGUGCAAACUAUGGUCCAAUUUGCUCCACUUCUCAAAGAUGUCAGUCCUCUCAUGUUCCAAGUUUUGGAAAAAAUAAUCACCACCGCAACCUUUGAAUAUCCCCCAGACAUCAAUGACGAAGACAAAGAACUCGUUCGUGAUUUGCGAACAAGCUGCGGUACAGAACUCAACCGAUUGGCGUAUAUAAUGCCCGAGUCGUUGCGCAAGAUUUUCACCGAGUUAGAAAACGUCGUGACAAACAUAUUAUCAUCCAAGAAGGUCAGCGACCACGAAGUUGUCUCGUUCAAGUCGUUUCUCUUAGUCAUCGCAUCGAGACUGUCGAUUGGUGAAAAGGACGAACUCUUUGCUAAGAUAGUUGAUCCUGAGCUAUCCGCGUGGUCUGCUCCCGAUACCGAGAAAGGGUUGACCGACUUACACUGGUUCAUGGAGAGAAUGGGCAUAGUAGAAAUAGCAUCGUACUUCCAAAAACGUGGAAUCACUGCCCAUACGAAUCUUUUGGAAGCGGAAAUGGAUGAAGACGGAAAAAUGUUGAAAAACAAACUCAAGGAUCACUGGCUGUCGAUUUUUCCCAUCAGAGCCACGAGAAUCUUUAUACAAUACAGCAUCGAGAAGCUCAGCCACGACUCUACCGAGUACUUGAAUUUGCUCAAAUUGUGGAAACCUCGUGUCCAACCCAUCGUUCCCCACAUACUCCAACUUUUAUCCCAGAUCCAAGCGUACCACAAUCCCGAGAACUGGAAAGACUUACCCGAUGCUGUGCAGACUUUUGUUCGUUACAGUUGUAUGGAGCGGUUCUGGCAGCAAGGAGUGUCGAUCCAGAGCAAGGAAACCUUCAUUGAAGAAAAUGUAAAGGCGGCACUAACGUUGCGAGACUUUGCUGAUUCAGUUGGCCACUUGAUCAGAUACACACGCGAAUACGCCUUUUUGACCAUUGGCUCGCUUUCUCAACUCGAAGACACACUUUAUGAAGUUCCUGGAAUGGCUACUAUGAUCUGGAAUGCGGUAGCUGGAGAUACUACUGGUGUCACACUUCACAGCUGGAAACAUAUGAUCAACAGCUGUUUGAGAAGUGUUGUUAGAAACUGUCCUGUCAAGUUCGUUGACAUAUUUAUGGCUGAACUCUUGCCCAAAGCGUUCGUUGAUAUCGACAAAUUGAUCGUUUCCAAGUGGGACAAAGUGUACAUGAACGGGCUCCAAUUACAAGGAAACGAGGACGACGAAACGUUGUCGGAAGAAAUGAUGGAAGAGCACAUGCUUCGUCAACUUACAGCCACGGUGGUGCGAUUUUUGAUGGACGUUGUUAGCCAGUAUAACGCCAGAAAUGUCACCGAUACUCAGUAUGCUUGCAAGAGGCUUAUAGUUGCUAAUAAGGAAGUCAUGGCUCCAUUUUUGCAGAUCUGCUGUCACAUCAUCAUGUUCAAGGACACAAAAUGCUCGUUCAAUACCAUCUUGGUGGUGAGAAAUCUUCUUCUGGAAAUCUUGUUGAAAGACGAUGAAGUCGACCGCUACUUGUGCGACAAUCUCAUCAAGGCAUUAUUGCACGUUUUGAAGGACGACUACUUCGUAGAAACACACUCGGAGGCUGCAGUGGUGCUAACUACCCUCUACUGUGCCUUGCGGUCCCGCAACGACUACCCUGCUAGGGUAAUGAUUCUGUCGUUGGACAACAUCACCGCCCAACAUAUAUCCAACUUUGAGAGUCUCUUGGGCAGCUCCAAGUCACUCAAACACCAGCGGUCGGCAUUGCUAGAGCUCAUCCGCAUUUCCAAGGAUGGAGCCGUCGAUAAUGACGGCGAAUUAAAGGAAAGAAAGAAGCAAUUGGACGUCGUUUCCAGGAAAAAAAGAGGUACCGGAGUGGAUGUGAUGAACGAUCCGUUUACAGAAAAUGGCGCCUUAGAUAAUCUUUUCGAUCAAUAG